Messenger RNA from Aphanomyces invadans, 3517 nucleotides. RefSeq lists its product as hypothetical. Bases 6 to 3485 code for a protein of 1159 amino acids. The transcript has 8 exons. Gene Ontology annotation, biological process: regulation of transcription by RNA polymerase II. Lineage: Eukaryota; Oomycota; Saprolegniomycetes; Saprolegniales; Verrucalvaceae. The record is from RefSeq and is a predicted model, not a curated record.
GUGCGAUGGAUGCCCUGUGCGACCAUGCUCUCUUCAACUUCUCCGUGCAAGAUGAGGAGUUGAUGGACAACAUUGAGAUGGUGCAAACCAUCCUCCAGUCUGCACCGUGCAACGCCGAGGACCAGAGCUUGGUGUUUGACGCCAUCAACGUCGUUGAGGGAUACAUCCUUGCAACUCCACACAUGAAGGCCAAGUACGCGUACCUAUUGCCAAGUGUUCAGCAAUUGAAGCAGGAGCUGUCGUACUACAUGGCAGGGCUGCUAGAGGGAACGUACGAUGGCCCCGUCAUAACUGACGACGAGCAAGACAGUAUGAGUCCAAGCAGUCUCAUCGAACCGAUCUUGGCAGACGAAGAAAUUGCAACCACGAUCAAAGCCCCACCCGUAAAACCUCCAGUCAUUCGAUGCAACGUGUGUUGGGGAGAGGAAUCGUAUGCGAAUGAUGCCAUCGUCAUCUGCGAUGACUGCAAUGUAUCUGUGCAUCAAACUUGUUACGGCAUUGAGCGCAUCCCUGACGCGUCGUGGUUCUGCAACUUUUGUUCGGCACAGCAGGUGGCCCCGGUCGAAACGUGGGAACCCUCUGGGGAAUGCAGUGCCUGCCAUCUAAAAGGCGGUGCCUUGAUCCCUUUACACACUGCUCACAAGUGGGUGCACAUGUCGUGUGCGAUCUACCUCCCCGAACUCAACUUUGCUCAUGGUAAAGUCGACGGCGUCGACCGCCUCAAAACGCGGCGAAAACUCAAGUGCGUGUUCUGCAAAACUUCCAACCAAGGGGCGUGUGCCCAGUGCUCCAAUGCCAAAUGUACCUCGAGCUACCACGUUCCGUGUGCAUUGGAGCAUGGAGUGACCUUUCGCGCUUCGACCAACUCCAUCUACCACAACGUUUGCCCCAGUCACGGGCUUGAUCUGGCACUGAAAGCCCGGAACCCAUCGGUGCAGGUUGUCCCUCCGCAGUCCCCUGUCCAAACUAUCCAACGCGAAAACACGUCGGACGCUGGAACGACGGCGAAAAUUCAAAAAAGCAUUCAAAUGUGGCUUUCUGAACCACUUUCAGCCAAGGCCGCAAAAGAUACAACCGUGCUGCCUCUUUCGUCCGAACCAUCCGCUCCCCUUGCCGCCAUCUCUCUACAAACUGCCCCAGCCCCGAAGCUCCCGAAAACCAAACUAAAAAAGGUUCAAUAUUCGACCACGAAAUGGCCGUCGUCAACGCCACACGCAGAACCUGUCGCCCCACCAAGCAUCACCCCCACGAAACUCAAGUCCAUACCAGCCACUCCAUCCCCGUUUCGACCGUCCCGACUCGCUCAAGUGUUUGUUCCAGCCACGACUUGUGCAAGUUCCGAAAACGACCUCGUCCUUGUCAUCUUGCCUCAAUUACCAUUGGGGAUCGACUUCUCGUAUGUCGAGAGCGGUCCCCUGACUAUCAAGGACGUGUCGAAUCCUCUUCUACGUGCUGCCCUCGACGAUGGCUUGCUUCAAAAAGGCGCUGAACUCGUGGCAAUCAACGACAUUUCACUCAAAGGCAUCACGUUGACCCAACUCACCGACGAGAUCCUGCCGCAGUGUCGUGCAAGUGCGUCCGUGCAAUGCUGGUUUCGUAAAGCUCGUUCAACUUCCCAGCCUGCGGAGGACGUGGAAUGGCCAUGGGGAUACCUUCGAAGCGACGGCAAACUGGCCAUGGUGCUUGUGUGGCAGGAAAUGGGGGACCUGUACUACUCACUCGCUGCUGCCAAGCCAGCGAUGGCGCAAUUCCAAGCAUUCUUUCGCGACAAGUCGCCGUGGACAGUCCCGUCGUUGGGAAGCUCAGUACCUGGUGUAGUCCGACGCCACCGACGGGCACUGGUGAAAGAGCUGACGGCCAUCCCAUUGCCGCCGCUGGAAGAAGGUGACAUGGUGCAAGUGGCGGCACGAACAUGGCCCGGAAUCAACAAACUCGGCGGCGCCGGACGCAUCAAAGCCAAGCAUGCCACGUCGACGGAAGGGGUGUAUUUAUACGACAUUGCGUACAUUUUGGGAGGUGGGGAAAAGGGUGUCGAACGAGAGUACAUCACGCCAGUCACCGCCGACAAUCCGGUCCACAUCGCGCCGUCCGACCUGAACGACGACAAUGACGAGCGAUGGACUCUCUACGCCGAAUGCACCUUACCCACGACAAACUACGCCCGUCCCAGCGCUUGUUCGGCUGGAUUUCGUUUGAAAUUUCAAGAACUCGUGGAAGAAGGCGAUGAAGACAAUGCCCGACUGGACGAAAUGACGGACAGCGUCACGAUCAAGGCCACUCCGUGCUAUCGAAGCAUUGUCGUGACUUGCAUUGAAGGCGAAGACGAUGCGUGGAUCGGCGAAGAUGAAAUCUUGAAAGACUUGACAGCGUGCCAAGCAAAACUAAAACAUGUCGAGUCCGUGGCGCAGAAUACGUUGACGGUGGCCAUGGACAAGCUAGCCGCUGAGAAGAAGCAAGCGUACAGGAACAAGUUGGAUCGGGUCCUGGCCACCCAGUACGAAAACAUGUAUCGAGCCAUGGUCCAACUCGAGGACGAGGACUCCGAAGACGACAGGUCGGAGGACGCCGCACAAACGGACGAGACCGUCGAGCCCACAGAGGACGACGACGAGCCGCUGAAUCCCCUGUUUGCAUCCAUCUCUGAAACCGCGACGGAAACGUGUGUCAUGUGCUGCGUGUCUGGCGGGGACUUGGCAGCCACGUCGUGCGGGAACAAAGCCCACAUCAUGUGCUUGCUGUACACGCCGGAAACGUACUUUGAAAACAAUCUCGGGUACGGGAUUGCAAACGUCGCCCCCGAACGCGCCCGUCUGGUGUGCGACCUGUGCAAAAAGGCCACAGGGAUGAACAAGGUUCAGUGCCACUCGAAAAAGUGCUCGAAAGCAAUGCAUGUCCAGUGUGCGUAUGUGGCUGGCUUGUUGACGACCCACCCGACGUUUUGUGGAUGGUGCGCCAAACAUUUCAAACGCACGGAUGCCGCGACCCAAGCAUCGGUGGACGUCCCACCGCAUCUUCAAACGAAGCGCAGACUGGACGACCAGGUGGCUCCAACGAUGGCCCUCCCUCGACCGAAGAAACUCUUGACUGCCGCCCACCCCAGCGCGCCGCCACCAGUUGAGUCCAUGCGUGUGGUGCUGUCGGCGCAACCGCCUCCAGCCAAACAACCUCGUCAUAUAACCGAAGGUGGGCUACAACAAGACCGUUUUCCUGCGCCAGACGCGCAAGAGUUUGAUGUCGGAGACACGGUCGACGUUGUACCGCGGCUUUGGUCUGGCAUGAACAAACCUGGCGGAGUGGGUCGGGUCAAGGCGAAGCAUGUCGAUGCCAACCAAGUUUGGACAUACGACAUCGACUACGUGCUCGGGUCACGGGAAAAGGGCGUCCCAGGAGGGUACGUCAGUCGAUACCGCGCCGAGUUGACGGCGUCCCAGUCGGCAGCGCCCAAGAAGAAACGCCGUCGAAGUACCCUCAGUACACCAAAGUAACUAUUUUACAAAGCUAUCCUCAACAUCCUGGA